Molecule: messenger RNA, 1824 nt
Organism: Haliotis rubra (blacklip abalone)
Lineage: Eukaryota; Metazoa; Mollusca; Gastropoda; Lepetellida; Haliotidae
Product: sulfotransferase 1A3-like
Exons: 4
Coding region: 117-722 (201 amino acids)
Biological process (GO): sulfation
Cellular component (GO): cytoplasm
Molecular function (GO): sulfotransferase activity
Source: RefSeq, a predicted model, not a curated record
GCCCAUAUCAUAAAGGAUUGCCCCUCUCUCUAGGAACCCACUGGGUCUUUGAAAUAGCAAGAGAGCUCCUCGCAGGGAAGAUAAUUGACGAUAACGUCACAAAGAUCCAAGGCUUCAUGGAAAUGGUGCGAGAGGACACGUAUGCCGACCUCCCGUCUCCCAGGUUUCUCAACUCCCAUUUGCUGAUGAAACAUCUGCCAGAUGACGUUCGUAAUAAGAAAAUAAAAGUCAUCUAUGUUCUAAGAAAUCCAAAAGAUGUAGCUGUUUCCUACUAUAACUUCAUGAGAACGCUUCCAUAUUCCAACUUCAAAGGGGAGUGGAAGAACUAUGUGCGACCCUUCUCUCAGGGAAAGUAUAUGUAUGGAUCCUGGAUGGACUAUGUUCUCGACUGGGAGCAAGUGAAAAAAGACAAUCCUGACCUGCCUGUGCUGACUCUCUUCUACGAAGACAUUAAGGAGGAUCAGAUGCGAGAGAUGAGGAGGAUUUGUGAGUUCCUGGAUGUAAAGAGGACGGAUGAUUUCCUGUCCAAAGUACGCGACAACACAACUAUUGCAUCCAUGAGCACUCGCAAGAAGAAGGACGAUAGUAAAAUCAAAGUGUUUAGAAAAGGUGGAGUUGGUGACUGGAAGAACUGGUUCACUGUCGCCCAGAACGAGUGGUGGGAUCAGCUCUACCAGGAGAAGAUGGCCGACUGCCCUCUUCAGUUUAAAUACACUCUGUGAUUUACCGAGACUGUACUUGAGCCCUAAUACGAUCAUAGCUACCCACAUUCAGGACUGUGCACCUUUUACGUCAGUGCCUACAGUGCUGGAGGAGGAAAUCAUUAAUCUGAUAUGAUGAGUUACCAUUACAUUGAUUCUACUCCAAGUCCAAUAAUAUGAGGCUGAAUAUAGCCUUGACCUUUGCUUCAUUGUGACUCAAAGAAACAGAUGUGUCCUUGAUCUUUGCUGCACCAGAUUAGAUAUGUAGGACAGCACUUUUAACAAUAAUUGCAUAAUUACUUUUGACAAACCUCAAUCCUCCCCUGUGACAAACUAGAAUUACAGUAAAAUAAGUGCGAGCUAUAUAAAGCUCAAACAUGUAAAGGGGGCGGUGGGGAAGCCUAAAGGUGAAAGCGUCCGCUCGUCACGCCGAACACCCGGGUUCGAUUCCCCACAUGGGUGCAAUGUGUGAUGCUCAUUCCUGGUGCUCCUCGCUGUGUGACUUUAUAUUCCUCAACUUUGCACCCAUUACAGCGUAAUGUACAGAGGUGGUCAUAACGGAUAGAAUGAUGUAGGGGGAAGAGAAGAUUUUGUGAGGAGUUUCAGUUGAAACAACGAGAGUAGUCCAGUUGUAUCAUGGCGUAUUAGCCUAAUGUGGUAGAAAAGCCGAACAUGAUGCAGGUCUUAAGAGAUUACUUACAUGUUGGUUGAAUCUGUUAAAUCUGUGACAGAUGAGUGAGUGAGUGUGGUUUCACGCCGCUCUUAGCUAUAUUCCAGCAAUAUCACGACAGGGGACACCAGAAAUGGGCUUCACACAUUGUACCCAUGUGGGGAAUCGAACCCGGAUCUUCGGCGUGACGAACGAAUACUUUAACCACUAGGCUACCCCGUGACAGAUGAACAAGUUGUAUGAGAGAUAUUGACAUGACACGUUGGGAAAUGUUUUCCCUUUGCUUUGUGCACACACGUGUGUUUGUAUGUAAACAGAAGUAUUGCUUAUUUAGACUUUCGGCCUGUAUUAGAUAAGUACCGGGUGACCUAUGCUUGUCCUUGAUCAGCCAUCAUCAAAUGGCCACCGCACCACAUUGUGUUAAAUAAAUACAGGACUUUGUUGCUAACGUUU